AUGGCGGCGCGCCGCCGCCGUCGCGCUCUGAUGACGCAACGUACGCGCCGCUCCCCCUCCCUCCCGGAAGGUCCUGGCCUCACAACCCCGCCACUCUCAACAUGGCGGCCCGAGCUGCCCGCUGACGUCAUCGAGGCGCGCCGCGCGCGGGGCGGGCGGGCUGAGGGCGGCGGCGGCGGCUCCGGCGGGGCGGGCGCGGGGACGGGGGGCGGCCCCAACAUGGCGGCGGCAGCGGCGGCUCCUCCCGCAUCCCCGCCGGGCCCCGCUUCCUCACCGGGCCCCUCAUCCCCGCCGGGACCCCGUUCGCCGCCGCCGCCCCCCCCCUCAAGAUGUCGGCGGCGGCCCGGUCGCGCUCGGCGUGACGUAGUCAGGCCCCGCCGGCGGGAGGGGGGCGGGGGAGCGGCCGGAGCGGCGCAAGCGGCGGGACCGGGACCGGGACCGGGACCAGGAGCAGAACCGGGAGUGGGCGGAGCUCCGGGACGGCUCUUCAGGGCGCCAUGGCCCCGGCGCGGCGGCGGCGGCGCGGGCCCGGGGCGGGCGCGGGGCGGCGGCGGCGCUGAGCGGGAGCAGCUCCGCGGGCGCGGCCCCGGGGGCCCGGUCCGGUUGUGCCGGCAGUCCCCGCCGUGCCGCCGGCGCCGCGCGGUUCAGCGUUGGCGCCGCGGGAUGGAGCGCAGCGGGGACGGCGCCCGAGCGCUCCCGAUGCCCCCCGAGCCUGGCACCGAGCUGGGGCCGCUCCUGCCCAGCCCCAAGGGCGGCACCACCGAGGAGCUGCCGGCGCCCGCGGGGCCCCGGCGCGGCGAGGAACCCUCGGAGCUCUUCUCCUCCUCAGCCUCGUCCUCCUCAUCCUCCUCAUCCCCAUCCUGCUCCUCGCUGGCCCGGCACGAGCCCGACGUGGCCCUGGAAGCGCACGAUGAGGCCGGUGAGUGCCGCGCUGCGGGGCUGGGGGUUGUCGGCACCGGGGGCCCGGCUCCCGAGGAUCAGCCGCCGUUCCCGCGGGCGCUGUUCCGCCCGCUGCCCGUGGCCGUGUCCUGGGGCGCGCGCCCGGCCCACGGCACCGACCAAAGCACUUUAGAGCCCCGGCCCGGCCCCGGCCACUCACCGGGCAGCGCCGGCCACCGGCCCCAGACUCCGGACAGCGGCCACUGGCUUGGGCCACCAGAUGGCCACCGGCUUGGGCCACCGGACAGCGGCCGCUGGGCCGAACCACCGGACGAUGGCCACCGGGUCGAGCCAACGGACUGGGCCGAGCCACCGGACUGGGCCGAGCCACCGGACAGCGGCCACCGGGCCGAGCCGCCGGACGAUGGCCACCGGCUCGGGCCACCGGACAAUGGUCACCGGGCCGAGGCACCGUCCCCGGAGGAGAAGCACCCCCAGAAGGAACCAAAGCACCCGGAAGGGCUCGGCGGCGUCCAGCGGCUGGAGUGGAUCUCCAGGAGCCCCAGCCCGUCCUUCCAGGACCCGCAGCCGGCACCGGCCGCUCCCGGCUCGGCCUCGGGCCGCGAAUCGGCGCCGGCGGCGCGCAGAGCCAAAGCCAAAGCCUCGGAGAGCGGCCGGAGGAGAUCGGAGCCGGAGCCCGCGGCCGAGUGGACGCUGCCCGAGCCGGACGUGGUGGUGGCCAAGCAGUCGUGGACGGUGAACGCCGAGGACGCGGUGGAGCGGCUGCUGCUGCCGGAGGCGGCCGAGGUGCGGCCGUUGGUGCUGCUGGAGGAGCCCGCCAAGGACGAGGAGGCCGAGCGGGAGGGGAGCGCGCCGAGCGUGUUCACCUGCGUCGAGUGCAGCAUCUACUUCCGCCGCAAGGAGCACCUGCUGGAGCACGUGCUGCAGCACAGCCGCAGCGGCGCCGACGCCGCGCCCGCCCGCCGCUUCUGCUGCGGAGAGUGCGGCUGGGCCUUCGCCGAGGCCGCGGCGCUGGAGCGGCACCGCCGGCGCCACCAGGAGUCCCGCGAGAAGAUCAUCGAGGAGAUCCAGAAGCUGAACGAGUUCCCGGACGAGGGGCGCGAGGCGCGGCUGCAGUGCCCCAAGUGCGUCUUCGGCACCAACUCGUCCAAGAUCUUCGUGCAGCACGCCAAGAUGCACGUCAAGGAGAGGAAGGAGAGCGCCUCGAGGAGCUCCGGCGCCUUCGGGGACGCUCUCUACAAACCCUUCCAGAGCGAGGAGCUGCCCUCGGCGGCGCCGGCGCCAUCCGGCAAAGCUCCGAGCGCCUGCGUGCUCUGCGGCUUCCCGGCGCCCAGCGAGCACAUCCUCCAGGAGCACCUGAGGUACGCCCACUCGCACUUGGCCUGGCAGCACGAGGGCUUCGAGGAGGACCCCGAGCAGCCCGGCACCUCCCGUGGCUCCUACAGCCCCGGCCGGCCCGGCCGCUUCGCCGACGCCGAGGCCUUCGGCAAAACCGAGCGGGGAUUCCUCCUGCCGGGAGCUUCUUCCGUCUACGAGCCCGCCCCGGCCGCCUUUGGCCACCCCAGGCUGGACAAGAGCGACCACGGAGCCGCCAGGAAGGAGCUGCACGGCUUCCACCACGCCAGGAAGGCGGCGCCGCUCUCCCACCAAGGCUUGGCCUUGGCCGGGUUCUCCCCGCCCAGGAGCUUCUCGCACUCGGCGCUGCAGCAGCUGCGGAAGAGAGCGGCCGCCCAACACCUGCAGGGCCACCAGGAGCUGCGGCACGGCUGGGCCGUGGAGGACAUGGAGCUGGGGGACAGCAGGGCCACCACCGCCACCACCACCGCCACCACCAUCACGGUCCCCCAGGCCGCGCUGGAGCUCAAGAGAACCUUCAGGGCCACCCUGAGGGCCACGGACCCCGCGGUGGCCUCGGAGGAGCAGCGGCAGCAGCUGAGGAUGACGGUGCCCGUGGUGCUCCUGGAGGAGAUGAGCGCCCACCCCAGGGCGGCCAAGAGGGCGCGGGGGAAGCCCCUCAAGAAGAAGCUUCUCCCACCACCACCACCACCACCACCACCAGCAGCAGCACGAGGGGGAGAGUUCCUGCUGGAGGAGCCUCCUCUGCCCUUGGACGUUCUGCUGCUGGACACCCCCCUGGAGGGUCCCCUGGAGCUGGAGGAGCUGCUGGGCUCGGAGGCCACCAUGCUGAAGAACGAGGAGAGGAAAUGUCCCUACUGCCCCGACCGCUUCCACAACGGCAUCGGCCUGGCCAACCACGUGCGCGGCCACCUCAACCGCGUCGGCGUCAGCUACAACGUGCGGCACUUCAUCUCCGCCGAGGAGGUCAAGGCCAUCGAGCAGAAGUUCUCCUUCCAGAAGAAGAAGAAAAAAGUGGCCAACUUCGACCCGGGCACGUUCAGCCUGAUGCGCUGCGAGUUCUGCGGCGCCGGCUUCGACACAAGGGCGGGGCUGUCGAGCCACGCCCGGGCGCACCUGCGCGACUUCGGCAUCACCAACUGGGAGCUGACGGUGUCGCCCAUCCACAUCCUCAAGGAGCUGCUGGCCACGGCCCCCGAGCGCGCGGCGCUGCUCCGCGCCAUGGCGCCCUCGCCGGGACGGGAGCUCCACCGCGAGCAGCUCCACCACGGGGAGCUCCACCACGGUGUCCACCAGGAUCUCCACCACGGGGAGCUCCACCAGGAUCUCCAACGAGAUCUCCACCACAGUGUCCACCAUGAUCUCCAACAUGAUCUCCAACAUGAUCUCCACCAUGGUGUCCAUCAUGAUCUCCACCAAGAUCUUCACCAUGAUUUCCAUCAGGAUCUCCACCAGGAUCUCCACCGGGAUCUCCACCGGGAUCUGCCCAAAUCGGCGCCGUUCCCGCUGCCCUGGGGGGACGAGGCCCUGCAGCCCUACAGGGACG
Messenger RNA from Zonotrichia leucophrys gambelii, 3802 nucleotides. RefSeq names its product protein Wiz-like. NCBI's taxonomy places the organism in Eukaryota, Metazoa, Chordata, Aves, Passeriformes, Passerellidae. Gene Ontology annotation, cellular component: nucleus. The transcript is spliced from 4 exons. The annotation marks the transcript as partial. Gene Ontology annotation, biological process: regulation of transcription by RNA polymerase II. Gene Ontology annotation, molecular function: RNA polymerase II cis-regulatory region sequence-specific DNA binding; DNA-binding transcription factor activity, RNA polymerase II-specific. The record is from RefSeq and is a predicted model, not a curated record.